This is a messenger RNA of Didymodactylos carnosus, 570 nucleotides long. The record is from the annotation of a GenBank genome assembly. Lineage: Eukaryota; Metazoa; Rotifera; Eurotatoria; Philodinida; Philodinidae.
AUGAAUCGAACAAAUCUCUUACCGUUUAACGAAUUUAUGAUUGAUAAUUAUGACUCAAAACAACAAAAACAAUUAGUUCAUUCUCAAUCAUAUCCGCCUUAUUAUUCAACGUCAUCGACAGAUCUUUCUGCGUAUGAUGAAAUAUCAAAGUUUAUCGACGAAAUUGAAGAACUUGACCCACAAUUGAAUAAAAAGAUGGAAAAAGAGGAUGGGAUAAGAGUUGAACAGCAUAAGAAACAUUGGAAAUGUAUGGUAUGUCGUGCGGACGCAUUUGGAUUUAAUUUUGGUCAAAUUACAUGUGAAUCGUGUAAAGCAUUUUUUAGAAGAAACGCGUUGCUAAACAAGCCUGAUUUAAAAUGUCAUUUAUCUGGUUAUUGUGAAAUGAACGUGAAUACUCGUCGACAAUGUACUUAUUGUCGUUUACAAAAAUGUUUUGAUGUUGGAAUGAGAAAAGAAUGGAUUCGCACCGAUAAAGAAAAACACAUAAAAAAAUGUUUAAUGUCAAAUAAUCGACUAUUAAAAGAAACUGUAAUACACAAACAAACUGUUAGUAUAUUUUAUUUUUAUUAA